AUGGCCUCAGAACCUCGUCAUUUUGAAGUCUACAAACAAGAGUUAUACAAGGAACAAGUAGACUUGAGCGCCAGUGGCGUACUUCUGCAUACGAUUGCUCGAGCCUUGGAGUGGACCACUGACGUGUCUUCGGUGGUCUACUCGCCUCACCCUCGUCUGAUCUGUUCCGAGAAAAAGCUCAUGAAGGAUCUACUUCCGAGAGACUCUACGAGUAGCGAAGGCCAAUUCGAUGGUCACCCAGCCGGUCUGUCUAGAUCUUCCACGCAUCCCUUUCGUCAACUGAUCGGAGCUAUUCAUCUCGCCGAGUUCACUGGUAUUCGGGAGCUGCGCAUCCUUCCUUUCGAUGAUAGGAAGCCUGGCACCCCAUUCACUUUCGAUUUCUUCAGCUUUCCUGAUGCUUCUGAUAUUCAGGCUGGUCGGUUUCUGUUCCAGAACCUAACAUCAUUGGAACUCCAUAUCAGAAUCCUUCUUAUUCGCGACAAUAUGAGAGCGGGGUCAUUCGGGACAUCCACAAAUAAAGAAAGACAGGCGCUUGCUCACCUUAGUCAUUUACUGGCAGCCACUAAUGAGCUGCGGCAUCUCAUCUUGCACGUUGGUGGCUGGGAUCCUGUGGAAGGUUCUGCGCGUCAGCUGGAGCUAGGGCCUCGCGCACCUGUCUUCAAUUGUCUUGGGCUCCGUAAGACUUGGCUGAAGUUGCGAUCCCUCAGCCUUGGUGGUCUUCACUCGAGCAGCGACGAAUUCCUGGACUUCGCCAGGCGACACAGAGAUACGUUACAGUCUCUUCCAUUUCAAGAAUGUAGUCUGCCUUCUGGAACAUGGGCUGAGAUCGUUGACGAAGUGGUUCAUAACAGCCACACCAUCUCCUCGUUUUUCUUGCGCUCAGUCAACGAGACAUAUAUUCCGAUUGACAAUGGUACUAUCCUGAGUCCAGCGGAGCUAGAUGAAUGGAAAUAUGAGGGCCAUAUCGAGGUUUCUACGGAUGGCGAGCGCAAGUUUGUGGAGAUAGAGCCGACGAAGAAUGCCCCUUACCACACCGCGACCCUCAUCCACAACGCAGAGCCGCUCAUAUCCUAG
Messenger RNA from Parastagonospora nodorum SN15, 1074 nucleotides. RefSeq lists its product as hypothetical. Bases 1 to 1074 code for a protein of 357 amino acids. The transcript is spliced from 4 exons. The record is from RefSeq and is a predicted model, not a curated record. NCBI's taxonomy places the organism in Eukaryota, Fungi, Ascomycota, Dothideomycetes, Pleosporales, Phaeosphaeriaceae.